AUGAGGACCUUGCUUGUCGCCGCUGCGAUCCUCAUCCUGUCCGCCGCCGGGGCCGCGCUCGGCGUCGCGCCCGCCGACACCGUGGCCGACUCGUGCCACGCGAUCAGCGACUUCGUGGACGUGGACUUCUGCACGUCCCGGCUGCGGUUCGUGCCGGGGGCGGCCACAGCGGACCGGUUGGGCCACCUCCUCAUGGCCACGGACCUCGCCGUGGCGAGCGGCGCCAAGGCCCAGGACCUCGCGGCGGCGGCGGCGCGCGACGGCAGCGUCGACCCGGGCGAGCGGGACGCGAUGCAGGCGUGCGCGUUCCUGUACGGCGCGGCGUCCGUGCCCGGGCUGCGGCUCCUCCGCCAGUACGCCGCGGCGCGGGCCUGGGGCCCCGCGCACGCGCUGGUGAUGCUCACCAUGGACGCUGGGGACGGGUGCGACGCCGCGGUCGGGAGAUCUAAUGGCAGGAUGGCCGGGCCGGACCACGAGUUCGACCAGCUCAGCGCCAUGGUCACCGCGCUGCUCAACAGCAUCAACUUAUAA
Messenger RNA from Miscanthus lutarioriparius, 531 nucleotides. NCBI's taxonomy places the organism in Eukaryota, Viridiplantae, Streptophyta, Magnoliopsida, Poales, Poaceae. The record is from the annotation of a GenBank genome assembly.